This is a messenger RNA of Lathyrus oleraceus (garden pea), 378 nucleotides long. RefSeq lists its product as uncharacterized. The record is from RefSeq and is a predicted model, not a curated record. The coding region runs from base 1 to 378 and encodes 125 amino acids. The transcript has a single exon. Lineage: Eukaryota; Viridiplantae; Streptophyta; Magnoliopsida; Fabales; Fabaceae.
AUGCCUCAUAAGAAUAGGAAGUAUGGAUCUGGAAAUGAUAAGCAUAAGAAAAAGAAAAAAAUUGAAGAGUUAAUUCAAUCUCAAGUAGGAGCUCUUGAUAAAUUUUUAAUCAAAGAACCACAAAUUUCAAAUGAAAGUCAUUAUGUUGAUAAUAUUGAUGUUGAAAUUAUUGAUAGUAUGCCCAUUGAAAAUGACAAUCUUGAUAGUGUGUCUUUUGAAAAUGAUAAUCUUGAUAGUGUGCCCAUUGUUGAUGAAAUUAGUGAUGAUGAUGAUGAUAAUCUUGAAGAAAUUAAUAAUGAUGAUGAUAAUGUUGAUUAUGAUAUAUUUGAUCCAAGAAUUUGGGAUCAUCUUCAACCUAAAAGAGACCCUAUAUUGUGA